AUGAAUAUGCUCAUUGUCGGUAGAGUUGUUGCUAGUGUUGGGGGAAGCGGACUUCAAACGCUUUGCUUUGUUAUUGGUUGUACGAUGGUUGGUGAAAGGUCACGUCCAUUGGUGAUUUCCAUCCUAAGUUGUGCAUUUGCUGUAGCUGCUAUCGUUGGUCCUAUAAUCGGAGGUGCCUUUACAACCCAUGUUACCUGGAGGUGGUGCUUCUAUAUCAAUCUUCCUAUCGGUGGUCUUGCCAUUAUUAUGUUUUUACUCACAUAUAAGGCCGAGAAUAAGGGUAUACUUCAACAAAUUAAAGAUGCUAUAGGAACAAUCUCGAGCUUUACUUUUAGUAAGUUCAGACACCAAGUUAAUUUUAAAAGACUUAUGAAUGGCAUAAUCUUCAAGUUUGACUUCUUUGGUUUUGCCCUCUGCUCUGCAGGGCUGGUCCUUUUCCUACUGGGGCUAACCUUUGGUGGUAAUAAAUAUAGUUGGAACUCUGGCCAAGUCAUCGCAUAUUUGGUUUUGGGUGUCUUACUUUUUAUUUUUUCAUUGGUGUACGAUUUCUUCUUAUUCGAUAAAUUCAACCCGGAACCUGAUAAUAUAUCCUACAGGCCUCUCCUUCUAAGAAGAUUGGUAGCAAAACCAGCCAUAAUAAUAAUAAACAUGGUAACAUUUCUAUUAUGUACCGGUUACAAUGGGCAAAUGAUAUACUCUGUCCAGUUUUUCCAACUUAUAUUUGCGUCGAGUGCAUGGAAAGCCGGUCUUCACUUGAUACCAAUCGUUAUUACCAACGUUAUUGCGGCCAUUGCAAGUGGUGUGAUUACCAAAAAGCUCGGUUUAGUUAAACCACUCUUAAUAUUUGGAGGCGUUCUUGGGGUAAUUGGAGCAGGGCUUAUGACACUUAUGACAAAUACGUCCACGAAGUCAACUCAAAUUGGUGUUUUGCUAUUACCGGGGUUUUCCCUUGGAUUUGCUCUACAAGCAUCGCUCAUGAGUGCACAGCUUCAAAUUACCAAAGAUCGUCCAGAAGCUGCUAUGGACUUUAUUGAAGUAACAGCUUUCAAUACAUUCAUGAAGUCAUUAGGUACAACUCUUGGUGGUGUGCUUUCAACCACUGUUUUUUCCGCCUCCUUUCACAACAAAGUAUCACGAGCUCAUCUAGAGCCUUACGAAGGAAAAACGGUUGAUGACAUGAUUUUGUAUCGUCUUCAAAACUACGACGGUUCUCAUUCGACUAUUGGAAACAUUUUAAGCGACUCCAUUAAGAACGUAUUUUGGAUGGAUCUAGGGUUUUAUGCCUUAGGAUUUUUGUUUUGUAGUUUUUCAUCCAAUAAGAAAUUAAUCAUACCAAAAAAGGACGAGACACCAGAAGAUAAUUUAGAAGACAAGUAG
Messenger RNA from Saccharomyces cerevisiae S288C, 1377 nucleotides. It is a transcript of the gene VBA3, whose product is annotated as basic amino acid transporter. The record is from RefSeq and is marked reviewed. Gene Ontology annotation, molecular function: transmembrane transporter activity. The transcript has a single exon. The coding region runs from base 1 to 1377 and encodes 458 amino acids. Gene Ontology annotation, biological process: basic amino acid transmembrane transport; transmembrane transport. Lineage: Eukaryota; Fungi; Ascomycota; Saccharomycetes; Saccharomycetales; Saccharomycetaceae. Gene Ontology annotation, cellular component: vacuolar membrane; membrane.